AUGGCGAAACCACAAAAGAAAUCUGGUGUCAUAGACAAGACUUAUAUUGAGCCAGGGACUGGAAGGCGGUUCCACUCUUUAGUAGUAGUUGAGAGAUACCUGACAGAAGCAAAUGAAGAAGUUCCACUCAAGGCAUUGAUGCCUACCAAUAAGUCUAGUAGAAUGAUUGACCUUCCAAGCUCAAUAUUGGCAUGCCACCACGCGGUCCUGGAGGGAAUAUGUGGAACCCCGUCAGGAACGAUUUCUACGGUCCCGAUUCUGUCAAGCAGAGCUGGUCCGAGAGUUUCAAAUCGUCCAUCUCUGAACCGGAAUCAUACUGCGUUGUCACGCUCUGUAGACCCGAUUCCACUUUUUUCGUUUCUUGGGCUCUGCUGGUCCAAGGCACGGUUAACUUUAAUACCAGACCCCCAAACAAGCACAUUGCUAAACUGCUACAGUGACAGCUCAGUGAUGAUGGUGAAGGGGGAAUCGUCACAGUCGGAGCCGAUUCCGCUGCUAACAAUGAGGCCAGGGGAAGAAGGAGAAGAACCCAGAAGCAGUGGCAGCAAAAGGCAAUUGCAAUUGGUCACCACCUCCCGGUCCUUCAGACUCCCCGAUGGUUGGUUGGUUGAGGAAAAGCCCCGUCCCCCUAGCUCUACCAACCCGCGCCAAACCCAUAGCGACAAGUAUUACUAUGAGCCUGGCACUGGACUGAAGUUUCGUUCGCUGGCAGCUGUUCAGAGAUACCUAACAGAAGGGCAAAUCGAACAACGUACCAUAAGAUCAAAACCACGCAAUGAAUGUAAUAUGCUGCUGACGCCACGCACCAGGAGGACCAGUUCAUCCUUUGUACUACCUGAUGGUUGGGAAGUUGAGGAGAAGCCACGAAGCAAUAUCAAUUAUUCUGGUCACAUAGACAGGUCUUAUAUUGAGACAGGGACUGGAAAGCGGUUCCGUUCUUUAUUAUCUGUUGAGAGAUACCUAACAGAAGCAAAUGAAGAUUUUCCCCUCAAGGAAUUGAUGCCUGCCAACAAGUCUGGUCUUUCGCCUGGCUCUGGCGUUCAAAAGAUGAACAAUUUGGGCGAGAUCCUGUCCCAGAAAGUUAUUUCUAGUUCAGUGAAGAGAAAUAUUUCGGGCGAUUAUGAUAGACCCUCCAAGCCCAUCCCACCGGCAAAGGUUAAUUGGGUCCUCGGCGGUCCUGGGGGGAAUAUGUGGAACGCCUUCAUGGACGACUCUAAGGUCCCGGAUUUUGUAAAGCAAAAGUGGUCCGAGACUUUUGUAUCAUCCGUCUCUGGUGCAAGCGUUAGUGUAGCAAGGUUUUAAGUUAUGAUUGUUCAUCCAAACUCAUGUAACAUAAUGUUUUCCCAGAUCCUAACUUUUUAGAGAUCUGUAGAUGUAUGAUAGAGAGAUGUGUUGUAGAAUACAGGAGCAGUUUGCACAUCAUUCAACUGAGAAAUACGACAUCGAAACGACAAUGCCUAAACGA
Malus domestica (apple) is the source of this 1465-nucleotide messenger RNA. Its product is annotated as methyl-CpG-binding domain-containing protein 7-like. The record is from RefSeq and is a predicted model, not a curated record. Gene Ontology annotation, molecular function: DNA binding. Lineage: Eukaryota; Viridiplantae; Streptophyta; Magnoliopsida; Rosales; Rosaceae.